AUGUGUUUAUCAAAGUUAGGUACCAAUGAAUCGCAUGCCAAACCUCAAACUAAACCUCAAGCAAGAUCUAAAACAAGUUCACAAACAAAUCCACGAACAAAUCCUCAAGCAAAUUCUUCAUACCAAAGGCAAGAAGAUCAAAAAUCUAAACGAUCAGCCAUAAAGUAA
Molecule: messenger RNA, 168 nt
Organism: Cetraspora pellucida
Lineage: Eukaryota; Fungi; Glomeromycota; Glomeromycetes; Diversisporales; Gigasporaceae
Source: the annotation of a GenBank genome assembly